Messenger RNA from Otolemur garnettii (small-eared galago), 10105 nucleotides. It is a transcript of the gene UBN2, whose product is annotated as ubinuclein 2. The coding region runs from base 227 to 4279 and encodes 1350 amino acids. The transcript is spliced from 18 exons. Lineage: Eukaryota; Metazoa; Chordata; Mammalia; Primates; Galagidae. Gene Ontology annotation, cellular component: nucleus. The record is from RefSeq and is a predicted model, not a curated record.
UCCAACAUGGCGGCUGCGGCGACCCUGGCGAUGGCGGUGGAGCCCAUCAGAACAUAGUAGCGGGGAAGGGGGCACGGUCCGCUCUCACCGUGGCGUCGGCGGAGACGGCUGAGGGUGGUGGAGGGAAGAAAAGCGACGGAAAGCAAAAGGAAGGGCGGGCAGGCACGCAACGAGGCGUAGAAGCGAGCGCCGGCUUCAGCGAAAGCAGAGGGCCAGAACAGUGGGGAUGGCGGAGCCGCGCAGAGUAGCGUUCAUUAGCUUGUCACCGGUGAGGCGACGCGAGGCCGAGUACCCGGGGGCCGAGCGCGAGCCUGAGUACCCCCGUGAGCCCCCCGGUUCGGAGCCACAGCCGUACCGCGAGCCGGCCCGGGCGGAGCCGCCGGCCCCGCGGGAUCCUGCCCCCCGCUCGGACGCGCGGCCCCCGCCGCGGGAGAAGCCUCUCUCCCAGCGCGAGGUCAGCCGUGCCGAGCCGCCCAUGUCGCUGCAGCGCGAGCCCCCGCGGCCCGAGCCGCCGCCGCCGCCGCCGCCGCCGCUCCCGCAGCUGCCCUUGCAGCCACCCCCGCCGCGGGAGUCAGCUUCCCGGGCCAAGCAGCCGCCACGGCCGCCGAGGGAGACUGUUCGGCUGGAGCUGGUGCUUAAGGACCCCACCGACGAAAGCUGCGUGGAGUUCAGUUACCCGGAGCUGCUGCUGUGCGGAGAACAACGGAAGACGCUCAUUCAUACAGAAGACCCAUUUAAUGAUGAGCAGCAGGAAAGGCAGGAAGUGGAAAUGUUGGCUAAGAAGUUUGAAAUGAAAUAUGGUGGGAAAUCCCGUAAACACCGGAAGGAUCGGCUACAAGAUUUAAUUGAUAUAGGCUUUGGCUAUGAUGAGACAGAUCCAUUUAUUGAUAACUCAGAGGCUUAUGAUGAAUUAGUUCCUGCUUCUCUGACAACAAAAUAUGGAGGCUUUUAUAUCAACACUGGUACUCUACAGUUUCGCCAAGCUUCAGAUACUGAAGAAGAAGAUACUACAGAAAACCAAAAGCACAAGCCACCCAAAGUUCCCAAAAUAAAAGAAGAUGAUAUUGAGAUGAAGAAGCGGAAACGGAAAGAGGAAGGGGAAAAGGAGAAGAAGCCAAGGAAGAAAGUCCCCAAACAGCUUGGAGUUGUGGCUCUAAAUUCACACAAGUCUGAAAAAAAGAAGAAACGUUAUAAAGAUUCUCUUUAUCUAGCUGCCAUGAUACGAAAAUUUCAAAAAGAGAAGGAUGCAUUAAAGAAGGAGUCUAACCCUAAAAUCCCAGUGACCUUAUCGACCUCCUCUCUGAAUAAACCCCCUUGUGCUGCUGCAGCAUUGGGGAAUGAUGUCCCAGACCUAAAUCUCAACAGCGCUGAUCCAGACCUUCCCAUUUUUGUUAGCACAAAUGAACAUGAACUCUUUCAGGAAGCUGAAAAUGCCCUAGAGAUACUAGAUGAUUUCGACUUUGACAGAUUACUGGAUGCUGCUUCUGAUGGUAGCCCCCUAUCUGAGUCAGGGGGAGAAAAUGGAAACACCACCCAGCCAACCUACACCUCUCAGGUUAUGCCCAAGGUGGUACCUACACUCCCAGAGGGUCUACCUGUACUUCUUGAGAAACGUAUCGAAGACCUCCGUGUAGCUGCCAAACUUUUUGAUGAAGAAGGGAGGAAAAAAUUCUUUACACAGGAUAUGAAUAAUAUCCUUCUAGACAUUGAGUUACAGCUACAAGAACUAGGCCCUGUCAUUCGUAGUGGUGUGUAUUCCCACCUUGAAGCUUUUGUGCCAUGCAAUAAAGAAACACUGGUAAAACGUCUAAAGAAGUUACAUCUGAAUGUCCAGGAUGAUCGUUUAAGAGAACCCCUGCAGAAACUGAAACUGGCUGUUAGCAAUGUCAUGCCUGAACAGCUGUUUAAAUACCAGGAGGAUUGCCAGGCUCGCAGUCAAGCUAAGUGUGCCAAAUUACAAACAGAUGAAGAACGAGAAAAAAAUGGAUCUGAGGAAGAUGAUGAUGAGAAGCCAGGGAAGCGUGUCAUAGGACCAAGAAAAAAAUUCCACUGGGAUGAUACCAUCAGAACCUUGUUAUGUAACCUUGUUGAGAUCAAAUUGGGAUGCUAUGAGUUAGAGCCAAACAAAAGCCAGUCUGCUGAGGAUUAUCUUAAAUCCUUCAUGGAGACAGAGGUAAAGCCCUUGUGGCCUAAGGGCUGGAUGCAGGCAAGAAUGCUUUUUAAGGAAAGCCGAAGUGUGCAUAACCAUCUUACUUCUGCUCCGGCAAAGAAAAAGGUGAUUCCUGCACCUAAACCCAAAGUAAAAGAGGUGAUGAUAAAGACCCUUCCUCUCCAUUCUUUCCCCAGUAUGCUUAAGGAGUGUAGUCCAAAAAAGGAUCAGAAAACUCCUGCAUCGUUGGUGGCUUCGGUUGGCGGUCCUCCAACAAGCUCAAACACAUCUGCCGUUGCUAUAGCCAGCUCCAGCUCUGCACCAGCCCAAGAAACCAUCUGCCUCGACGACUCACUAGAUGAAGACCUUUCUUUCCAUUCACCUUCACUGGAUCUUGUUUCUGAAGCUUUAGCUGUUAUCAACAGUGGGAACAAGGCCCCUGCAGUUGGCUCAAGGAUAAGCAUGCCAGCUACAAAACCUCGUCCAGGACUGAGAGAAGAAAAAUUAGCAAGUAUCAUGAGUAAGCUGCCACUGGCUACCCCCAAAAAACUAGAUGCUACUCAGACUGCACAUUCUUCAAGUCUAAUUGCUGGUCACACAGGGCCAGUACCAAAGAAACCCCAGGAUUUAGCUCAUACUGGCAUCUCUUCUGGCCUUAUUGCUGGUUCUUCAAUUCAGAACCCUAAAGUUUCUUUAGAACCAUUGCCAGCCAGGCUACUUCAGCAAGGACUACAGAGGUCAAGCCAGAUUCACGCUUCUUCCUCUUCACAAACUCACAUCUCCUCCUCUUCCCAAGCCCAAAUUGCUGCCUCCUCUCACACUCUGGGAACAUCUGAGGCCCAAGAUGCUUCUUCAUUAACACCUGUAACAAAGGUGCACCAGCAUUCGGCUGUCCAACAGAACUACGUGUCUCCAUUACAAGCCACGAUUAGUAAAUCACAGACCAACCCAGUGGUGAAAUUAAGUAAUAAUCCCCAACUUUCCUGUUCAUCCCCACUUAUUAAGACUUCAGAUAAGCCACUUAUGUACCGCCUUCCAUUAUCAACCCCCUCACCUGGAAAUGGUUCUCAAGGGUCCCACCCCCUGGUUUCUAGGACAGCACCUAGCACCACUACCUCCAGUAACUAUUUAGCCAAGGCUAUGGUGUCACAAAUCUCCACGCAGGGUUUCAAAUCUCCCUUCACAAUGGCCGCAUCCCCCAAACUUGCCGCAUCUCCUAAACCUGCCACAUCCCCUAAACCCUUGCCCUCACCUAAGCCUUCUGCCUCACCCAAGCCCUCUCUGUCAGCUAAGCCUUCAGUAUCAACUAAACUUAUUUCUAAAUCCAACCCAACUCCUAAGCCUACUGUAGCCCCAAGUUCUUCCAGUACAAAUGCACUAGUAGCCCAGAGUAGCCACUCCAGUAGUAACAACCUAGUCCAUAAACAGCCCAGUGGAAUAAACAUCAGCAGACAGUCUCCCACCUUGAAUUUAUUGCCUACUAAUCGCACUUCGGGCCUUCCAUCUACAAAAAAUCUUCAGGCCCCUUCAAAGCUAACAAACUCACCAUCCACUGGAACUGUUGGCAAGAACAGCUUGAGUGGAAUUGCGAUGAAUGUACCUGCCAGCAGAGGUAGCAACCUUAGCUCAAGCGGAACUAAUAGGACUAGUCUGUCCGGGGGAACAGGAAGUGGAACACAGGGUGCUACUAAACCGUUGUCUACUCCACAUAGACCAUCCUCUGCCUCAGGGUCUUCAGUGGUAACAGCCAGUGUGCAGUCCACAGCAGGAGCAUCAUUAUUGGCUAAUGCCUCACCUCUGACUCUCAUGACAUCACCUUUGUCUGUAACAAAUCAAAAUGUGACUCCUUUUGGGAUGCUGGGUGGCCUUGUUCCAGUGACCAUGCCCUUCCAGUUUCCCUUGGAGCUACUUGGCUUUGGAACGGACACCGCUGGAGUGACAACCACCUCGGGAUCUACCUCAGCUGCUUUCCACCACAGCCUAACUCAGAAUUUACUAAAGGGUUUACAGCCAGGAGCUCAGCAUGCAGCAACACUUUCCCACUCACCUCUGCCUGCACACUUACAACAGACAUUUAAUGAUGGAGGCCAAAGUAAAGGGGACAGUAAAUUACCACGGAAAUCUCAGUGACUUCCCAGCAAGCAAAGGAGAUGAAACAUUUAGUUGGCUGAUGGAAUCUACCUGAUGGGAAAGUACUUAUGUGGUCAUAGGGCUGCUGUUUCUGUCAAUGUUUACAUUCUCUCGUCCCAAGCACUGUGGUGAGGAGGAAAAGGAAAAGAAAACAUUACUUGAGCAAAGCCAGGUGCAGGAGGAAGAAAUGCUUUUGUGCAAAAUCAGUGACCUUUGGUCUCUUCUAAAGAAAGAAAGUUAACAUAUUAACUGACUUGAGAGAGACUCAGUUGUCAAACCCACAGAUGUACAAAUUUUAAUUUUCCCGGGGGAGAAAGAAAGAAAUCAAAAGGAUUUGGGUAAACUUCAUCCAUCCUGGGGGUUAGAUCUGAACACUUACAGGGACAUAGGUACAUAAUAAAAGUCAGUAGAUAAUUAGGCCAGUUUGUCAGGAAUUGUGAAUCAUGUCUAUUCAGGUGACUGUGUAGCAAACUUGCCACAAAAAAAAAAAAAAAAAAAAAAAAAAAAUUGAAUGGCUCUGUCCCAUAUAGACAAUAGCUGAAGAAUAUCGUACCCUCAAAAAUCCUGAGCAAACUUGAAUUUUUUCCAGUGUAUAGUGACUCCCCAUAUAAAUCAGUGGACUAAAGAUGCUUUGGGAAAGUUAUUUUAGCACAGUGAUAUAUAUUAGUAAAUCUAGAUUUUUCUCAAAAUCAGAAAGUUGAGCCUAUUGUUCUUAACAGAAAAAACAUAGAAGUCCCCUUUUUGUGAAAGGGUCAAUUUCAACUUUCAUUCAGAAGCAGGUACUUAACUCUUCUUCAGGGGAUUUGUACAUCUGGUAACGACUAGUUAUUCUUACGUCCUUUCUUGAUGUUAAAAUAUGACUGUGUUCAGAUUUUUUUCUUAAGAAAUGGGGAGCUUUGAUACACGAUGCUGCUUUGUUGCUCUUAGUGUUUGCAGUGACAUGCACUGUAAGUUUCCCUUCAAAUUCACUUCACACCUCCUUCUGUUCUUUUAAUGAUGGGAUUUCAGGUGAUGAGGAGCUGUUGAUAUGAACAGGUAGAAGCGUAUGCUUUGUUUCUUCAUUGGUCAUUCAUAUGGUAUGAAUGUGGCUUCUGAAUUUUUAAGAUGAUAUGUGGAUCAUUAGGAAAGUUUUGAGAUACACAAAGAUCAUGAAAUGUAAAAUCCACGCACAUGAAAGCAGACGUCCUGCCAGCAACACCCACAGCGAGCAAGUUGAAACUUGCUGGCUGCAGCAAAAAGGGCGCUGUUGACCACAUUUCUUAGAAGUGAAAUAAUGGAUAACACAGCCUAUCUCAAAACUUUGAUGGUGAACCAUGUAUUUUAAAGGGAGGAAUUAUAUCAGGAUAACAAUCACAGUGUAUUUUUACCCCCUAUAUCCAGUGUAGUGGAACUGUUGGAGCAUUUGGGAUCCUAAAGCUUUACUGAUACUCAGAGUAUUGAUAGGUGAGUAAACCUGCUGAUGGUAAGACUUCUUAGUAAUUAUAGCUUCCUUAUGCAGAUAGGAUAUUCAACAAAGGAUGUUAAGGGAAAAAUUUAUAGUUCUCUUUGGGUACGUUUGAUUUUUUUUUUUAACCUCUGGAUCAUUCUAGUAUCUCUUGUUUUUUAAGUUUCUGAAUGUUUUCAGACUAUAUCCAAUAAUGGUCUAAGCUCUAAAUAGUAUAAACUUGGUCCAUUUAUAAUGACAGACUAACUUAAAAGUAUUAGACUGGUAGUACUAAGAUUUCUUGCAUUUGUUUUUAUUACAUAUUACUCUAUACUGUUAAGUUUAUUCAAAUAAGAGUAUUAAACAGACCCUUUUUUCCUUUGUAAACAAAAGUCCCCAAUAGCCUACAGGACUGUGAAUAAAUAACCUCAGGUCUGUUCAGAUCUGUUGCCUUUAUUUUGACUUCAAAGUCACAUUGGCUUGCUUCAUAGCAAAAAAGUUAAUGAAUAACUGAAAACUUUAGUUCCAAGAAAUUGUUACAGGAAGGGGAAAGAAUUAUUAUUUCAAAGAAUUCAUCAGUAUAAUUUCUUGCUUCUAAGAAUUUAUUUUACCAAUAAAACAAAUAUGGGUGUUGGAGGAUCUCAAUAGAUAAUUUGAAAGGAUGCUGGGGUGUUGUAGAGAUUUGCCUUCAAUCCCGGAUGUCUGAUUGAAGUUGGCUUAAUUUUAACUGGGGAACCUAACCCAAUUCUUGAUUUGUUCCAGUGUAGUGGGCCUCUUAUGUUUAUUUGAAAAAUAAAGUCUUUGCUAAUAUUUAAUACUAUCUGGGCAAAUUAUGGGAGUUUUCCUUUAGGAAGUUAGCCUUUGUUUUAUUUCUCAUACCAGGAGAGAAUCAAAGUGCAUAUUAAUCUCUCUUCCUCCUGAUGAUUAUAUGUGUAUUUGUAUGUAUACACACACAUAUGUGUAUUCAUAUAAAUUACUAAUUUGAAUCAAAACAUAAUUUCUUAAAUCCAUCAAUUCUGAAUCAUGCCAUAUGAAAAUUCCUGAUGACUUUGUCAUCAUUAGAAAAGAACAGAAUAAUUAGUUCUUUCCUCCUGUAUCAUUUUAUACUAACCAGUAAAAAUAUCUGAAUGUCCUUGGCUCUAAAAAUAUAAUAUAGAGAUUAUGUUCUAUUCUCUUCAGUCUAGAGUCUUUGAGGACUGUUGUGGGUUCUUCCCCUUAACCCACCCCCAUUUCUACUGACCACUCACAUCCGUUUCAAUGAAGACUUCCCCUUUUAUGUUGUACAAAUGAGUCCACCAUACUUAUAUAUCUUCAUAGACAAAGUAGGUCUAAGAGUUUCUACAUGUAAAUAUAAAUAUUUCUUUUCUAAAUCAUAACAUUAAAAAUGGUGUCCGUACUUUAUGGUCACCCAUCUUUACAGUUUUUAUUACUAGAAAACAAACAUAUAAAUUGGUUAUUUUUUAACACAGAGACUUGUGACUCACACUGUAUUUUUGCACUUGAAAAUCAAAUUAUGUUAUUUUUGAAAAUGGUAAUUGGAAAGGAUAUCUAUAGAACAAUGUGUAUUUCUGAAGAGCAUUAGCAACAUCCAGAUGCAGAAAUGAUCAGCACACUUAAUUAUGUCCCACUCAGCGGGAUUCUUGAUUCAGGAAGAUUAAACUGUUUGUUUUCAACUGUCUUAUAUUUUAAAUUGCCUUCACUGAUAUAUAAGCUGUUACUGUACAUACAAGUUAAUCCUCAGUAUUCACAAGCAAUAAUGGUCAGCAGAGUCGUCCUCAGAGACAGCAAUGCUGAGCUUCAGUUGGAGACUGGGAGCAAAGUGUCAAGCUCAUUCAGAGCCUCCAGAAUAAUUGCAAGCAAUAAUUUCCUUUAUAAAUUAGUUCUUAUAACUCUUUCUCAUAUGCUUCUGAGAUCAGAUAGUAAACAGAUCAUGAUUUUUAAAACAACCUGAAGAAGACAGGUUUGGGGAAAAGAAGUGAGGUUUAAUCUUUAGUCACAAGGUCCUGAUAUUUUGAGGAGAUCAGAGUAUUGUGUUAGUACAUUAUUUCUUGCCCACCACCCCUUUGAUGGAUGUUGUUAGCCCAAAUUGCAUUUUCUUACAUUAUAGAUGUUGAGUAGGGUUUAUUAAAUCACCACGGUAAAAGGCAGAACCGGGCAACAUACAUGUUUGGAUACUGUGGGUUUGACACCUGUUUGAAAACAACUUACUGGAAAUGAUUUUUCACCCAGGAUAUUUUUUUUCCCAAAGCAGAUCUAAAUUGUUUACUACCCAGGGUUGGAAAGGGCAGGCACCACUAGUCUUUCUCUGCUGGUGGCCCUCUCCCACACCCAUUUCCGCCUCUACUUGGUUCAAGACAUUUUCUGAAAUGAAAAUUCUACUGUUACUCAAACUGCCAUUGAUAUGAGAGCUCUGUGUCCUUUGGGAUCAUCUCUUAGAACUCCAGUUAUCUAUCAUAUUUGCUGCUAUGUUUGUAAGAUGAACUUUGCCUGUAUUGGUUGACUUUAAUCUAAUUUACAGUUCUUUAUUUCUGAAAGAUUUUGUCCUAUGAUUUGACCCAUGUAUUGAAUUAGGAAACUUUAUUUUGGGAGUGUAUCAUAAAAGCACACUGGUCCCUAUAUUGUUUUUAUCAUUUAGGUUUUGAAUUUGUUUGUCUUUGUUUUGUUUUUUAAGUUGGAAAUAGAACGAAAAAAUCUAUAAUUAGGCCAAACUUGAGAACUUUCCCUGUGCUUCAGCACUAUAAUUUCUGCUGACCUAAUGUUCUCAAAAGAGACACUUUUACCCUCUAUUGUGCAUGUUUGAUUGGUUUCUUUCUUUGUUUUAUUUUUUGCUUUUGGGGGCUUUUGUUUCUGUAAUAAUAAAGCAGAAGAAAGUGCAGUAGUAGAUAAAUGAUCACAGACAUGCAAUUUUAUUUUAUGAAGUUUUAAUGGGAAAAGUUUAACUCUGUAAAUCAUUUCUUAGCUCUGGUAAAGUGCUUAUAUUACUGCUCUGAAACAUCCUCAAUUCAGGCCUUUGUCUUUGUUAAGUGCCUUUUUCUUUCUUUUUUUCCUCUUUUGAAACUGUUCUCAGAUAAACUAUAGGCUAAGGCAGGGGAUUCAAGAGGAAGAAUCUCAAACUUGCCACCACCAUGUCAUGCUGUCACCCUCUUUUCUUCAUUUGGAUAUAUGUCUAAGAUCCAUAUAUCCACACAUACAUCUAUAUAAACGCAGUAGCUGCUGUACCAUUGCAUCCUUUCCAGACACCCCCACCAGUGUUUGCAAAGCCUCUGCCUUGUUUAUUCCAUUGCUUUUAGUUGAUUGAAAUAGGCAGAUUGGGAAAUUAUCUUUUCACAAGAUGCUGUCUUCCCCUCUUGAAUACCUGUUUGUAGAAGUUAAUAACAACAAAACAUAUAUACAUAUACAUAUUAAGUCAGUUAUUACAAGUAAAAUAAAUGUAAUGGACUCAUUGACUAUUCCUGGGUGUAACCCACUGCUGUAUGCCCUUCAAACUAGGCAUAAGCAAUAUUGAGAAAGCAUUGGAAUAACAAGUAUCUUGUGGGUGAGAUUGGUAGGGUGUACUGUGGUAGGUGAGACUGAAUACAUGGGAGGGCUGGUGUCACAAGUGUGGUAUGGUAUCUGAAUCAGUUUUGUAGGAAGUUAGCAGCUUUGUCCGCAUCAAAAGUGUAUCAUUUCCUUUUGGGAAAUGAUUUUUGAAAUCAUAUAGCUGCAUAUCUGUUAAAAGGUUAAUAAAUUUAGAAAGACUUCCGAUACUGAGGAAAACACUCGUAUAAUCUAUAGCAUUCUUGAGAUAUCUUCCGUUUUCUUUUUAUUUGCCAAAUGAUUACAUUUGGCUUAAUCCGAUUUUAUGAUUAUUUAGAUUUCUCCCUUGAGCAAAAUAACAUAAUCUUCAGCAUCUAAGAUUCAUCUGUUUCUUGUUUAAAACAAAUAAAUGUGACAUGUUAAGGGAGACUAAGUUGAACCAUCCCUCACACCCAGUACAAAUGUGUCUAAUAAGUGCCCCCUUUUUAAAUAAAUUCUAAUUGGAAAGAAUAGACUUAUGGCUAAAAAGGAGAAAGCACAGGCUCCUGGUAAUAUAGCCUGAUAGCAAAACUACUGUCAGGUGCCAGAGUUCAUUUGCAAGUAUUACUCUUGAAUUUUACUAUGUCUAGGGGGGAAAUCACUUAACCUUCGUGCCUCAGAUUACCCAUUAGACGAUUGGGUAUAAUAAUAUUCACCUACCUCCCAGGGAUAUCAGAGACUUUACUAUUUCAAAAAUAUUUUGAGUUUUUCUAAAAUGUCCUAUAUAAGUAAAAAUAGUAUUAUCAUCUUCCUGCAAAGGCUAAAAAAUGUUUUCCUUGUGAUGAGUAUAAAAAGGACCCUAUGAUUUUUAAGUUCAAAAAAAAAAUCACUGGAAUUCUAAUUUAGAU